GCCACUUCCCUUUCCUGACCCCCCAAUUCAUCACGGAAGGUCCGUCAAGAUUCUUUCAAGGCUCCAGCAUCUCAGAAUGGCCGGAGUGGGGGGCACCAAGCGGGCCGGAUCUCCUACGCGAGCCAUAUCGCCGCCUCCGCUGAAACGCAAGACCGAGCCCACUAUCACCAAGAAGGCCAUGUCUUCGUUCUUCACGCCUGCUUCCCAGAAGAAGCCAGAGCAGAUUACCUGGAGGAUCGUGAACAACAGCGCUGUGAUAGGUAGAUAUACCACAGAACAGGAGCACAAACGCAGUGCAGAGAAGCCCAGGAUUGCCGCAUUUGACCUGGAUUCCACACUCGUCAGCACGGCUUCGGGGAAUACCUUCCCUAGGAAUGGAUCUGACUGGAAGUGGUGGCAUGCCACCGUGCCAUCGAAGCUCAAGGAGUUGAAUGAAAGCGGAUACUACGUAGUGAUUAUCUCGAACCAGAAGGCUAUCAGCCUCAAAAAGGAUCUAAAGGGGGGCCGCAGUGACUCUAAGAGUCUCACCAACUUCAAGGAGAGAGUGGCUGCCGUCAUGAAGCAACUGGACAUCCCGUUGAGUGUCUAUGCCGCUACGGAAGGCGACCAGUACCGGAAGCCAAGAACGGGUCUGUGGGGCGAGUUCCUGGAUGAGUACGAUUUCGAUGUGACCGGAGUCAAUUUGUUGGAAUCCGUGUUUGUGGGAGAUGCCGCUGGACGGCCAAAUGACCACUCGCAGGUAGACCGUGGGUUUGCUGUGAAUAUAGGAGUGCCAUUUCGAACGCCCGAGGAGUUUUUCCUCAACGCUGACCCGGAGCCACUCGUGGAACCUUUCGACCCGACCUUAUAUCUGCAGGCAGAACCUGGCGACGAUGUGCUUCCGCCCUUCUCACGCCGGAGUCCCCUCGAACUGGCGAUAUUCUGCGGCAGUCCCGGCGCGGGCAAGUCGUCAUUCUACUGGAACUACUUGGAACCGCUGAGUUACGAGCGGGUCAACCAAGACCUCCUCAAAACACGCCCCAAAUGCAUCAAAGUGGCCAAGGAGCACCUUGCAGCCGGCCGAUCCGUGGCUGUUGACAACACCAAUGCCGAUCCAGAAACCAGAGCCCACUGGGUCGCCGUCGCGAAGGAAUUCAACGUUCCGAUUCGCUGUAUCUAUUUCACUGCUUCCUCGGCCCUCUGCCGGCAUAAUGAUGCGGUCCGUGCCGCGAAUCAAACCUUGAACCCUGAAUCCCGAACACCCCUUCCCGGAAUCGCCUUUGGAGAUUUUCUGCGUCGCUUCAAGGAACCCACCAUGGAAGAGGGAUUCCAGGAUAUCAUCCAGGUUGAGUUCCGAUUCAAAGGAGAUCAGGAAGCGAAGCGGCUAUGGGGACAAUUCUGGGUGUAAUAUAUAAUUUAUACUAGGACUAGUACUAGAUAGCUGACAGACUAGGGUCCGGAUUGACUGAGUCUGGUUCUUCCGCGGAGAACUAGUGGGAAAGCCCUGGAGCGGACCGCCUGAUGAGGUGAUAAGCGGUGCGAGUUUCUCGAUUGGUGUAGCCGACGAUACCCAGGCCCGGGUUACGCAUCAGACAAUCUGUCUGGCCCAGCUGGCCCUUGGGAGGAGUAACUGCACUGCACGAUGGGAGUUAAGAAACAAAAGUACACUGCAUAUGCAUGCGCUCAGCAAGGGUGGUAACCAUAAUUAUUCCUCUUCGAGUGGGUGGCUGCGUAGGUAGGUCUAAUCUCUAUAUACACAUAUGCAUAAAAGAACAGGCAUCGAGGCUUUUGUGUGGGGGCAUCAACAAAUGAAGUCUAUGUAUGAGGUACAGUGGACUGUGAAAUUCAGUAGAAUAAAUCAACCAUGCCUUUGGGGGUAUAAGACAGAAUGCAACACCG
Messenger RNA from Aspergillus heteromorphus CBS 117.55, 1878 nucleotides. Its product is annotated as putative DNA 3'-phosphatase Tpp1. The record is from RefSeq and is a predicted model, not a curated record. Gene Ontology annotation, biological process: DNA repair. NCBI's taxonomy places the organism in Eukaryota, Fungi, Ascomycota, Eurotiomycetes, Eurotiales, Aspergillaceae. The transcript has 9 exons. Gene Ontology annotation, molecular function: ATP-dependent polydeoxyribonucleotide 5'-hydroxyl-kinase activity; double-stranded DNA binding; polynucleotide 3'-phosphatase activity. Bases 77 to 1387 code for a protein of 436 amino acids.